Magallana angulata is the source of this 565-nucleotide messenger RNA. RefSeq names its product perlucin-like protein. The record is from RefSeq and is a predicted model, not a curated record. The coding region runs from base 113 to 565 and encodes 150 amino acids. NCBI's taxonomy places the organism in Eukaryota, Metazoa, Mollusca, Bivalvia, Ostreida, Ostreidae. The transcript has 4 exons. Gene Ontology annotation, molecular function: signaling receptor activity.
UAGUACAUGUAUAAAACCAAGGUAGCAAGGGUAAAAAACUUCUCUAACUUUGGAAUAGUUAUUGAAUUAAACUGUUUUAUAUCCAUAUCCAAAAGUGAAACAGAACUGCAAAAUGGAUAGUCCAUGGUAUCUACUUUUGGUGUUUACUGUUGCUCUGGUACAGCCAACAUCAGGUGGACACUGUCAAAACGGAUGGGCUCAGUUUAAGAGCAAUUGCUAUUAUUUUUCAUCCAUAGACGCGACUUUUAAGGACGCUAUGAUAUCGUGUAUCUCUAUUGGUGCUAAUCUGCUAGAAUUCCACAACAAAAGAGAAGAGGCAUGGGUGUAUUUACAAAUAAAACAUAGAGGUUAUGCUAAAGGAGUAUGGUUAGGGUACAGUGACAUUCAGAAGGAAGGACAUUAUGUGACUAUGUCAAAUGCAGAGGACCUUGGUUAUCAAAACUGGCAUAAAGGAGAACCAAACGAUUGGCAGAAAAAUGAGCACUGCGCCGCUAUCCAUUUCCAAUACGCUGGCUGGGUUGACUAUCACUGUACAGCGAAGUAUAAUUAUAUCUGCAAGAAAUAA